This is a messenger RNA of Alligator mississippiensis (American alligator), 975 nucleotides long. It is a transcript of the gene MANEAL, whose product is annotated as mannosidase endo-alpha like. Gene Ontology annotation, cellular component: Golgi apparatus. The record is from RefSeq and is a predicted model, not a curated record. Gene Ontology annotation, molecular function: alpha-mannosidase activity. NCBI's taxonomy places the organism in Eukaryota, Metazoa, Chordata, Crocodylia, Alligatoridae.
AUGCGGCUGGAGCCAGGCUUCACCCCCGCUCCCCCUCCGGGCAGCCGCACCGAGCCAGGCCAGGCAGAAAGACUAGAAGUCACUUCCAGGCCCAGUGCUGCAUGGGAAGCAGAAGGCAGGCCGGGUCUGAACACAGGCGUGCGGUUGCCUUCUGCUACAGGAGUCCUGGUGCUGUCGUGGUACCCACCUGGCCUGGCAGAUAAUAAUGGGGAGCCAUCCAAAAGCCUGGUGCUGUUCAUCCUGGAUGCCGUGCACCGACACGCUAUAAAGGUGGCCUUCCACAUCCAGCUGUACAAGGGGCGGGAUGACCACACUGUGCAUGAGAACAUCAAAUACAUCCUGGACAAGUAAGGGCUCAAUGGCGCUUUCUACAAGUACAAGACGAGCGCUGGCAAGAGCCUGCCCCUGUUCUGCAUCUACGACUCUUACCCGACGCCCGCCGAGUCCUGGGCCAACCUGCUCACCCCGACGGGCUCCCACUCUGGCCGCAACACCCCUUACAACAGCUUGUUCAUAGAGCUGCUGAUGGAGGAGGGGCACAAGCACGACAUCCUUGCCGGCUAUGACGGCAUGUACACAUACUUCACAUCCAAUGGCUUUUCCUUCGGCUCCUCCCACCAAAACUGGAAAGCGAUCAAGGCUUUCUGCGACUCCAACAACUUCAUGUUCAUCCCCAGCGUCGGGCCUGGCUACAUCAACACUACCAUCCGCCGGAACAGCCACCACGCACAGAACGGCGUCAACGGGAAAUACUACGAGACAGUCCUGCAGGCCGCCCUCAUGGUGAAGCCGGAGACAGUCUCCAUCAUGUCCUUCAGUGAGUGGCAUGAAGGCACCCAGAUUGAGAAAGCCGUGCCCAAGAAGACAGCAACACACCUGUACCUGGACUACCUACCGCACCAGCCCAACAUGUACCUGGAGCCAACCUGUUGGUGGGCAGAACAUUUCAGCAAGGAGGAGCAGUAGCUGAUGUGA